AUGAGAUGGACGAAAGACCGCAAUGAGCAGAUCUGUGCGCGAAUCGACCUCAAUGUAGACGUUCGACGGUUGAAUUUGGUGACAAGUGGAUACUGCAGCCGGAUGUGGCUCCUGUUGGAGCCAGGACGGCAACAAGGCACAGGCCAGAGAUACGGUACCGGAGUAGAUGGAUGGGUCAACGUUUCCAUGAGCCACGAGAGCCCGGAAGAGUUGGAACGGAUGUGGAAGGAGCCAAGAAAGCGCCAGCAGAAGAAGGCGGCAGCCUCUGCGCUAGCCUCGGCUCCCACAUCGCCGCCGACAGACUAUGCAAAGUUUCCAGCCGGUUCUGAUCUACCUCCUCGUCCGGGCAUCUUUAUCGCCUCCAUUCCUGGUCUGCCGCGUUCAUCCAGCUUUUCUCGGCAAAAGCGACAAUCAGCAGCUCAACCACAAGGUGCCAUACCGGGGCCCUCUUCCCCGCAAGAGAAGAGCCUGGACCGCGUCCUGCCCCCUGCAUCCGACUACCGUCAGUCCCUCAUCAUGCCUCACCUCACCCGUAGAUUCACCCUCCUUCGCGCUCCGGACGGCUCGCUCGUCUCUCCAGAGGCUAUGCGUGCUCAUCUUCGCGCUCAACGCGCACGUGCAAGAGCUGCCAAUCAUGCUACUGGCUCUGCUGCAGCCAAUCAAAUCGACUUUCUCACCGAAGACGAGGAGAACGAGAUCAUCGAACAACUCAAGGCACAGGCACGCGCAGAGGGUCGUGAUUUCGAUCUAGAGCGCACCACCAAUGCUGUCACCUCCGACUCUUGGCGCAACGGCUUCGCAGCCGGCACCGACGGCUUUGGCUCUUGGGGUCCCUCAUCCACCCACGGCUCAAAUAAACUCUCCACCCUCGCAGAAUCCUUCGGCGACUUUUCUUCUUCCGCUCACGGCCAUUCAUCCACGCACGGCGAUACUGCUUCGUCGGCAUGGUCACCUACAAGGACCGCUGGCGGUAGCUCCUUCACUGGCAGGAGUACUGAGCGAGAUCACGCCUACUUUCGCACUGUCGGAAAAGAGCGCGGCACUUCUAGGCCCGAUGUUUCGCUGCCAUCGCCUCUGAGGUCAGGUCCUGCUGCGACCUCGUCUCAAGAUAUUGUUCUCGCAUCUUUGACUGCGCCAUCAGGCUCGAGCGAGAUGAAGGAAAGUCCCAUGCCCGGAGCUUUUGCCGCGUCCGAAGACGGACACACGACUCAAGCAACCUCCUCAACCGAACAAGACCACCGACGUUCCGACGCCAUGACAUUUGCGGCUGGUGCUCCACCAACGCAAGAUUCGAACCUGCUUACCACCCUGUCACCCGAAUCGUUCAAGCGCGUGAGCACUGCGCUCGAUGAGGUGUUCGGCCUCAUAGCCUCUGAGCGCCGCCCUUCGCCUAGCGUGCCUUCAAAGUCGGCCGCUGAAUCAAGCCAAAGACGUCAGAGAUCGUCCUACGACAGCGACGCCAACUCCUUCACCUCUGCUGUGUCCAACGUGCGUGCCCUCGAUACCGAGCACGCCAAAGCCAGAGUUGACGAUGACGGCCAUGACGCUGAUCGCACCCUCACCGAUACGUUGACGGGCUUGAACGUGCACGAUCCCAAGGCGAAUGACGCCGCCCUGGUCUCACCACUUCCUGGGCCCAUUCCUGGCUCCCUUCCGAGCACUCGACAAUCCGGCAUGCCAGAGUUGCCACUCUUGGGACCAAUCCCGUCGCUCGUGGCUUCGGACAGUUCGCAGACGAUCAGGGACGUCGGCACAGACGCUGAAGCCAAUUCAACAGGACUGGCACCUCUUUCCAACGCGGGGAAUGCUCAGUAUCUCUCUGCAUCACCCCAAUCGCAUUCCGGUUCGAGCCUCGCACAACAAUCGGAACGCAGCUCGGUCGCUACAGCCAGAGAUGCGCAAUCAGGCCCAUCCCGGGUCGUAUCCACCGCGUCCACCAUCGGACCUUCCGGGGUCAAUAGCAACGAUACUUCGGCCGAUAGGGACGUCAACCAUCUAUACCCUGUCGCAGAGCCUCCGUCAACGGAUCGACACCCACGCGACGAUGCCGGGUCACAGCUUGCUUCCACGAGCAGCUACCGCCAGCAAGACUUGCACGCAGAUCGUACUCCAGAGAUGAAGUUUGCUCCUUCCUUCGUCAGUCCCGCUCAAUCGGCAUUGUCACGAGGCGACUCCGUCGUCAGCAGCGGCUCUGUUCGCUCUAGUCUCACCGGACCAUCUGCAUCGCAUACAGGAACACACAGUCGGAAAUCUUCAGCCGACAAGCUAGCUCUAGCCAGGUCGAUGGCGCCUCAUCCGCACCUGCGAGAGCAGCCUUCACUGUCCAGCAUCCGUCGAAAUUUUCGUCAGCACAAUCGAUCCGCUACCGGCUCGUCAGAGGGCAGCCUUCUCGGCGGGCAUGCUUCUCGCAGAUCCUCUGGCGCCAUGAGUCCCCCUCCGAUUCUGAGCCGCAGCGCUCGUUCUCCCAACUAUUUUCCGCCACCUACCUCAAGCGUCUCGAUGCACGACUAUGCAUCUGGCUUCAAACCGCCUUCUGCCAUUUCGCCUGCUGCCGCUGCCGCUUUGCAGUCCAUGACGAGUCAGGUCAACACAGCUCCUCAACUCGCCCGAAUUUCCGUCAUGGAAGCUUCCAGCGCUCUGCAUAGCGCCCAGAACACACGCAACUCGGCGUCAACUGGCCAAAGCGCAGCUUCGCCUCACGUACCGAGCCUUGCAGCUUUUGCGUCUGAAAGUGAUCGUGCAGCCGCAACAAGUUCGCCGGAAACCGGAGCCACCAGCACCAGCCUUCAUCAGCGCAAUACUUCCCUGUCCAGCAACAAGCAGCCCCCAUCCGCCGAUGAGAGCUGGUCACCAUCCACGUACGUUCCAAGGCCGGCGCCGCUGCCUGCGUCGCAUUUCUCGCAUGGUGGUGCCUCUCCGUAUGAAGGCAACAGAAACGGGCUGAUGCCCCAGCCUCCUUCGGACCCACAACAGGCUGACAGAUGGCGCGCCGUUUACGGCAAUAAAGCUGCUGACGCUGCCAGUCUCCUCACUUCUGCUGAGGACGUGUCCGCCGAUCCAAACGAACACGAGGACCUGUGGGACAAGAUGGCAUCAGACUCAGCACCUCAAGCAGAGCGCCCUGUGUCCAACCUCCCAUCCGGCCUCGCUGAGGAUCGACUCGCAGAAACCGGCAUCACCUUUGGUGAGAUGGCAGCCUUUCAAGAUCGUCUCAUUCAAACCGCCAAUGGUGCAGAGAGGGUUCCUUCUCUUCCCCGCUUCCCAGCCGACGCUCCUUCUCAUGACCAGCUUCAGCAACAGAAAUUCGCAAAGGCUAAGUCGCAGGGUCUUGCGUCGCCCAACAUGGUCUUUGACGCCGGGUCCGGAUGGUCAAAAGUAGGCGGAAACUCUGACAAUGCGAGCGGUUCUGCUUUUGCCGGAUCGAAGGCGGGAAACAUAGAAACGAGUCGUGACGCGCCCGUGCGCAGCAGCCUGGCCAGCUCAGUUCUGCAGGAUCCACCUGUAUCGCCACGUGCCGUCAUGUACGACGUCACUACGAGCCACCGUCCCACCUCACCUCCGUUGCACAGCCGCAACGGUUCACUCAAUGGCCUGCCCAGUCUUUUGGAGCUUAACGCACCGUACGGACAUCGGAACCGGGAGUCGAUCUCCUUGUCGCAAGCCGUCGACCAGGCUUCCCGAUUGCCCCGUCAUCCGGCGUUCAAUGCCGGUCUCAUCGCCGAGGAUGCCGAAUCGAGCCAGGAUCAGGAUGCACAGCAUGCUGUUGCUCCUAGUUCAGUACAGCAGCAUCCUUUCAACGUGGGCUACACGAGUCCUCCACCCGUAUCAGGCAGUCUACGCAGCGCCGAUAGCUUCGCUUUCGCUCGAAAGCCCAGCUCGGCCGCCGUUGGCGAUUCGCCUCGUCACCAAGCGCAGCCUUACCAACCCGAGGAUGUGUGGGACAGAUACGGUCCUCAGCAGGGUGAGGCGACGCCGGAUCUCCACAAAACUAACAUGAGUCCGGAUUCCAGCUUUCAAGGGUUGGAUCCAUCGCGGCUGAUGGAUGACAUUGCCGCACAGACGAGUGCUGCCACGCGAGCGCUCAAAGGAGUAGAUGACGGCAGCGUUGCUACGCCGCCCUUCAGGACCAAGAGCAUUUCGCGCAAGAAAUCGUUCAAGAAGGUCACCAAGCACAUCUCGUCACCGCAGCUCAUUUCCACGACGCAGAAGCUGGACAACGCCACUCAAAUUCCAGCACCGCUCGAGACGCCGAGCGCACCGAGCCGGAGUGCUAAAUGGUCCAACAGGUCCCCAGGCUGGGGUAGCAUCGGGCCUUCUGGUAGUGAAGUUGCCAAAAAGCACGCCAAAACAAGCCCGUCUGGUCCAUCGCAGAUGGGAAGCUUCGGCAAGAGCAGUCUGUACUUUCACCGUCGCAGGUCGAGUUCGUUUGGUCACGAGGCCAGUCCCAACCAGAGUUUCGGCACGCCCGAAGGCGAGAUCGGCGCAACGGCUGCCGCCGCAGAGCCAAACAGCGCCAGCGACCGAGCUGCAGGAGUCCAUCCGAACCAUCCCUACAUUAACGGUGGUGCCAAUGGUGGCAGCUUGUCCCGUCUUCUCUCCAAGGUCAGGAGCCGUAAAACCGAGCAGUCUUUCGGAGGCGCAACCAUCGAGCCGUUUCCGCCUGAGCUCAGUGCUGCUGCUCGCGCAUCCGAGUCUUCCUCCACGGGACAGCAGCAGCCUCCCAAAACGCCAGAAUUGCCGUCCUUACCGCCCGUGGAACGCUCGACGCCAUGGACAUUGCCUCGAAUGCCACCUUCUCCAUCAUCAACAGACCGAGGAAGCAGUCUACGCUCGCCAUCUUCGCAGUAUCCGCUGAUCGAUUCGACGUCCUUGCCCCGGACUAGGACCAAGAAGCGGACGCCAAUUGUGCUCAAACGCGAAUCGGAAGUCAUCCUGCCUGGAGAUCCCGGCUAUAUCCCCACCGCCAUUAUCGGACGAUCUCCCGAAGAACGCGCAAGGCAAAUCGCAGAGCAACGUGCCCAGAUCGAUGCUCCCUUGACAGCUUCACAAGACUCGGCCAUGACUACGAUGACGAAGGCCGGUUUAACUGAGGAUUCCGGACUGGGAAGGACGACGGACACGACGCUCGAGAGGCCAGGCGCGCACAUGGACUACCUGCACGACGGCUCUUUGGGCGGUCUGGCUCCGCCGGCUGAAACAGCGUCUCAAGAUGACGACGAAGCGGCUACGCCCAGACCAGCAUCUCCCAUGCAUGCUGCCACUGCCGGAAUUGCCGUUGGUGUUGUUGGCGCCAGUAUUGCCGCCGUUGGCACGGCUGCUGUCGCGGACAAGGAGCCUGCUGACGGCGAUCAAAGCAUCGACGAUGCUGCAGACACCACGCUGUCAGGCCCGAGCCAACCGCAGCCUCUCGCAGAACCCGCAAUCGAGGGAACAGAAACGGCAGACGCACCAUCGACUCGCUCCGUCGACGCCCGCAAAUCGUUGCGUGACACCAUCGUCCGUAGAACCAUCAUCAUCCCCGCUGGACUCGACUUUGGCGAUCAGCGACGCUCGCUCUUCGGCUCGAGUCGCAAAUCGCGUCGCUUCGCCGGUGUCGGAGAUGAACCCGUUCCCCACAGUGGUGAUACCUCCAAGAGUUUUCAAUCUGAUUCACCCGCUGUGAUUGACGAUGCUGCGCUGCCAGCGCAUCAGAAAUACUCGAACGACGAUGCCGAGCAGCGGCAGAAGGAAGAAGGCAUACCGACGCUCAGCUCGAACUCGACGCUGCAUCCAGACUUUGGCAUCGAUGGCAGUUCGCGUUCCAAUCGAGCCAGUCGCGUCGAGAGCUCCUACGCCGGCAGUCUGUACGACAUGUACAUUGGCAGCGGAGCCAACGGCGAAGAAGUCGAAUUCGGAAGCCCCGGAUCUGACGUUGCAGAGUUGCCGUCAGCCGGUCGCCGAUCCAUGGCUACGCGCGCUUCGCGGAUGCCCGAGACGCGACGUCAUAUCGAGGUGACCGAACGAGCCGACGGCAGUGUGGUUUGGCAAGUCAUUGCAGGCUUGGCGGACAGGGGCAGUGUUUAUUCGGAUUUCGAUCCGCGCUCGAGUCGUCAUUUGAGCGAUACGGCUGCUUCAGCCGUGGGCGGUGGGGGCGAGCAUACGGUGGACGGAGAGUUGCUAAGCGGUCCACCGUUCCGCUCUCCGGCAGGGUUGACGGAUGACGACUCGAGAAGCUUCUUCACCCGUCCUCGCGCAGCUGGGGGCAAAGCGACGCAGCAGCAUCCAUUGGCUUUCACAUUGGAUCCGAAUGAGCCUCUGCCCAGUCUUCCCCACUCCGCCGGUCAAAGAGUCAGACAGGACGUAUUCGAGAUCGCCAAUCCCGUCCGUCCGGAAGCAGCAAAACUCGACGCCGAUCCCUCCUCCCCAUCCUCCACGGAACCAAGCGCUGCCGCCUCACCCACCCGCAUCGUCUACCACAACGACGCCCAACUAGCUUCGCUACUCGACGUCCUGGCAAAGGGGAAAGACUCGGCCAAAUUCCAAUUCCACAUCGGUCCGCAUCGCUCGUCCAUGUUCAACGGCGGUCAUCUCGGUGCAGAGCAGCAGGAGGAUGGAGCGCAGGCUGACGAAGGACCUCCUCGUUUUGUCCGAAAGGUCAAUCCCCAACUCUCUUUUCAUAGCGAAAGUGUGACUGUGUCAACAUUCGUGGAUGGUGUGGUUGAAGUUCUCCCCCUGUCACCUGGAAUGCUGCGUGUGCGACGCAGUUUGACUCUCCUCGAAGAGUUGUUGCAAUGA
This is a messenger RNA of Pseudozyma hubeiensis SY62, 6774 nucleotides long. RefSeq lists its product as hypothetical. Bases 1 to 6774 code for a protein of 2257 amino acids. The record is from RefSeq and is a predicted model, not a curated record. Lineage: Eukaryota; Fungi; Basidiomycota; Ustilaginomycetes; Ustilaginales; Ustilaginaceae. The transcript is spliced from 4 exons.